Molecule: messenger RNA, 6737 nt
Organism: Magallana angulata
Lineage: Eukaryota; Metazoa; Mollusca; Bivalvia; Ostreida; Ostreidae
Product: phospholipid-transporting ATPase ABCA3-like
Exons: 21
Coding region: 385-5613 (1742 amino acids)
Biological process (GO): transmembrane transport; lipid transport
Cellular component (GO): membrane; intracellular membrane-bounded organelle
Molecular function (GO): ABC-type transporter activity; ATP binding; ATP hydrolysis activity
Source: RefSeq, a predicted model, not a curated record
UGAUUUACUGUCUGCCGAUGCAUGUGUUGUACAACCCAUGCACGUGAAAUCUGGUUGUGAAACCAAAGAUAAAGGACUGUUUAUACAACUACCCUCAUAUACCCCCCAUGCAAUGGCGUUUCUUUGUUGACUCUGGAGUUGUAAAUAUUCACGUGAUCCAGAGAUAAAGGGGUAAUAAAACAAUGUUCCACAAACCGCGUUGAUACACACGUGAAAAUUUCAGGUGCACAGGUGAAUUUCAAGAAAUGAUUGAUGAACCAAAUCAAACUCAUUAGGAAAGAAGACUUUUAGGUAAGCAAACAGAAUACAGAAGCAAAAACACAACAGAAUUAUCACACACACAGAGGUGACGACUGACGGCUGACGACAGUUCUUCUCAAAACAAUGGCGGGUGUUGGUAGGCAGUUUAUUUUGCUGCUAUGGAAAAACUGGCUCCUGCAGAAGAGAAAAGCUUGCGUGACGGUGUUUGAAAUCGUUAUGCCCAUAGUGUUCGCUGUGAUCCUUGUCUGCAUACGUCUAAUAGCGAAGAACGAAACGAUCUCACAGUCAACAAUAUGGCCGCCGUUCAAACCAAAUGACGUAUUGCUUAGGGGAUCCCAAAUCGAAAUCCUUUACUCGCCAAACACGACUGAUAUUCAGACAAUGAUGAACACUUUCCGCAAUUUUUUACCAGGUUUAGAGCCCAAUGGAAGCCAGUGGCAUGUGUACGGAUUUGAUGAUGAGAAAGCCCUCUUGGAUUAUCAUCAAAAGAACUACAAAAAAGUUCGAGCGGCAAUUUCCUUUAUGGAAGCAACUUCCGGUUUACGUAAGGACGUGGAAUACACACUUCGCGUGGCUCGGAAAGAUUUCAACGACAGGUGGCUGACCAAGAAUGUCUACCCUUUCUUCCAACUGACUGGGCCCCGGAACAAUGAUUCAACGGGAGGUAACCCAGACUAUGAAGGAACCGGAUUUUUGGCCUUCCAAUACGCUGUGGACCUAGCGGUCAUAAAACAUUUCAACUCUUCGGCCGCCGUGGACCUUUUUGACCUUUUCCUGAAGAAGAUGCCUUAUCCCCCCUACACCAAGGAUAAUCUGACCACUAUUCUACAAAUGUACCUGCCCUUCUUUCUCAUCCUGGGUUUUAUACUGUCCGCCCUCCAAACCACCAAAGCUAUCGUGUACGAAAAGGAGAAAAAGCUGAAGGAAUCCAUGAAGCUGAUGGGACUGAACUCGUCCAUUUACUGGGCGUCGUGGCUGGUGAAGAGCUCCAUCUAUCUGGUCAUCUCAUCCGCCGUCUACUGCAUCUUAUUCUCCAUUGAGGUCUCCGACAAGGGCAAAGUCCUGGCCAAGACAGACCCCUCGCUCUUCUUUGUCUUCCUGAUCUGUUACUCCAUCUCUAUCAUCUGUUUCUGUUUCAUGGUCAGCACGUUCUUCAACAAAGCUAACUCGGCCGCCUUUGCCAGUGGUAUUGGGUACUUCUGCACGUACGUGCCAUACUUCUUCCUCCAAAGCAGAUACGAGACGAUGGCCAGAUCAGAGAAACUCGGCAUAUGCAUUCUGAACAAUAUGGGAAUGGCAUUUGGCAUAAACACCAUCGGUUUAUACGAAGGAACUGGUUAUGGUGCACAGUGGAAUAACUUUGCCAAACCAGCCACUGUGGACGAUAAUUUCUCGCUGUUGGACUCCAUGCUCAUGUUGCUCGGUUCCAGCGGCGUGUAUUUGGUGAUCACGUGGUAUGUUGAUGGCGUAUUUCCGGGAGAAUAUGGUGUACCGUUACCAUGGUAUUUCCCAUUGUCGAAAAAUUACUGGUGCGGAACGACUCGAAAAUCAUCAGCAAAUAGCGAUACAGGAAAGUUGGAUCCUAAAUACUUUGAGAGAGAUCCGAAUGCCCUGUCUAUAGGCAUCAGCAUAAAUCAUCUCCGAAAGGAAUUUGGAAGUGGUAAAAGGAAGAAAACAGCUGUAGCAGACACAACGCUGAAUAUAUUUGAAGGUCAAAUUACAGCACUUUUAGGUCACAAUGGCGCUGGAAAAACUACAACCAUGUCCAUGCUAACAGGGUUCCUGCCUCCUACAUCUGGCACGGCCGUUGUAAAUGGUUAUGACAUUUCUGAGGAUAUACAGAAUGUGAGGAAGAGCCUGGGUCUGUGUCCUCAGCAUAACAUCCUGUUUGACUCGUUAACGGUGGAAGAACACUUGCAGUUUUUUGCACAGCUGAAAGGUUGUCCCAAAGACAAUGUUCAGAAAGAGGUGGAUGAAAUGAUCAGAGUUCUAGGUCUGGAAGCCAAGAGGAAAAGUUUUUCUAUGACACUAUCUGGUGGACAAAAGAGAAAGUUGUCUGUUGGGAUAGCACUAAUUGCAGGAUCAAAGGUUGUAAUCUUGGAUGAGCCAACGUCUGGUAUGGAUCCUGCGGCUCGGCGCCAAACUUGGGAAAUUUUGCAGAAAUUCAGGGAGGACCGAACAAUGAUUCUUUCUACUCAUUUCAUGGACGAAGCAGAUCUUCUUGGUGACCGCAUUGCAAUAAUGGCAGAUGGAGUUGUCAAAUGCUGCGGAACAUCUUUAUUUCUGAAGAAGUUAUAUGGAGCCGGGUACCAUCUUGUAAUGGUAAAGGAUCGAGAUUGUGACGUCAAAGCUGUAACGAACGUCAUCAAGCAACACAUACCAGCAGCCGAGCUAGAGAGUGAAAUCAGCGCCGAGUUAUCCUAUCUUCUGCCAUUUGAAGAAUCCAAGAAGUUUGAACAGUUAUUCAAUGAAAUCGAGAAAAGGAAAACAGAGCUAAAAUUGAGCAGUUUUGGAACGUCUGCUACAACUAUGGAAGAAGUUUUUCUGAAGGUAGGCGAAAGUAGCCAAAGAACGGAAGAAGAAGAGGAAAUGCAUGCUCACCACCAGAAGUCUCUCAAGUCUUACGAUAACAUGGGUUAUGGCAGCAUUACUAACAUUGCCAACGGAGUCAGCAACGGGUCCGCCGAAAAAGGCAAAAAUGGCGUCACUGAAAAAGGCCAAAAUGGCGUCAUUCAAAAUCUAAAGAUUGCUAACGGAGAGUCAUUCAUAGGUUUCAAUUCUGGUUUAAAGAAAAAUUCUGGAACAACAUUGGCCUUGCAACAGUUUUUCAGCAUGUUUGUAAAGAAGCUGAUACACACCUGGAGAAACAGAACAGUGACGCUUGUUCAGCUUCUAGUACCUGUUAUAUUCACCAUUCUUGCCUUGACAGUCGAGAAAACCCUACCAAAACAAGAAGAUGAACCGUCUUUGCUAUUAAACCUAAAGGAUUUCCCCAACAGUGUGGCCAUGUAUUCCUCAAAAUCAGCGUUUCCCGAAAGCACUUCAAUGGCGGCUGACUAUGCGAAUUCUAUAAGAAGUCAAGGAUAUCAAGUUUCUAAAUAUGAUAAAACUCCAAACGACUUUGACAACUUUAUCAUUGAAAAAAACACCGAAAUUGGACAAGCAUUCUUUAAACGCAAUUACAUCGUCGGAGGUCUAUUUGAUAUUGGUAACGCCACUACUGGUAGCAUAACGUCAUAUUUCAACGGGGACCCACUCCAUGCCAGUGCAAUAAGUUUAACCAACACAAUGAACGCAUUGCUCAAACAUUACACCGAUAGCACCCACUCCAUCAAAACUACAAAUUUCCCUUUCCCAAGACCGCUGAACGAAUCCAGCCGAGGUAUCGGAUACGCCACAAGAGGCACGGGAUUCACGAUCGCUUUCUGUAUGCUAUUCGGACUGGCCUUCCUGUCAACGAGCUUCAUCAUAUUUUUGAUCAAAGAAAAGGUGACAGGCGCCAAGCACCUUCAGAAGGUGAGCGGUGUCAGCUCGUACGCCUACUGGAUGUCGAACCUUGUCUGGGACUUGUUAAACUACCAGGUACCCAUCCUGUUGAUAAUGGUAUGUUUCGCAGCCUUCCAGACUCAGGCAUACACCGGUGACAACCGCCUUGGACUUGUUUACGCCAUGUUUUUCUUGUACGGAUGGGCCUGCAUGCCUUUCGUGUACAUCUUUUACUAUGUCUUCAAAACGCCUGCUUCCGGAAUGGUUGCCGGAAGUUUACUCAACAUUCUUACUGGUCUUGCAACAAUCAUGGCUGUGUUCACUCUCCGCGUCCCAGACCUUGGCAUAUCAGCUGACAUAUCGGACGCCAUUGAUUGGCUCUUCACUAUAUUUCUUCCUAACUACUGCCUGGGACAGACGCUGAUGAAUAUGUACGUGAACUAUGAGUACAUCGACACAUGUACAAAACUGAACUACGAGACCAUGUGUGCUCUUAAAAAUCCCCCAAUCACAUCAUGUUGUAGAGAUAAAUGUGAAAAGAAUUGUUUGAUUUUCGACACUAACUACCUCGCUUGGGAGACCCCAGGAGUUGGGAAAUACUUCGUUUUCAUGGCGGCACAGGGUGUUUUCUAUAUGACUCUUGUGUUUCUAGUCGAGUUUGGCGUCAUUAGUCGAAUCCGAUAUCUGAUUUGUAAUCGUGAUCCUCCCAUCGUGAAUUCGGCAGAAGUCGGAACAACAAGUGACGCCAUUCCUGACGAUGAUGACGUAGAAGACGAAAGACGUCGCAUCAACAAAACUGGCAUCGACAGCCUCCUUAAAACAGAUUCUCUGCUUCUACGCAACCUCAGUAAAUCUUAUGGUUCGUACUCCGCUGUGAAAAGUGUGUGUGUUGGAGUUCCGCAGCAAGAGUGUUUCGGACUUUUGGGUCAAAACGGAGCAGGGAAAACUUCGACAUUCAAAAUGUUAACAGGAGACGAAAUAGUGACAGGGGGCAAUGCAUAUCUGAACGGAUAUGACGUCAAAACAGAUCUAAAAAUGGUACAACAAAAUCUAGGAUAUUGCCCCCAGUUCGAUGCGUUGAUUGACCAGAUGACUGGAAGAGAGACCCUUACAAUGUACGCCAGACUCCGGGGAAUAAAGGAAAAUCAAAUCAAGGGGGUUGUCAACGACCUGCUGGAGAUCAUGAUGCUCAGGAAAUAUGCCGACAGGCAGUGUGGCACGUACAGUGGUGGUAAUAAACGUAAAUUAAGCACAGCCAUAGCUUUGAUUGGAGACCCGCCUUUUAUACUUCUUGACGAGCCAACCACUGGAAUGGAUCCUGCAGCAAGACGACAGCUCUGGAAUGUUCUCUCACAGGUCCGCGCUAGUGGAAGGACGCUUAUUCUUACAUCUCAUAGCAUGGAAGAAUGUGACGCUCUAUGUACAAAAAUCGUUAUCAUGGUUAACGGAAGGUUUGUUUGCCUGGGAAGUGCCCAACACCUCAAGAACAAAUUCGGACAUGGAUAUACUCUAAUAGCGAGACUUGGGCAAUCGAAAGAUGGAAUCACAGCUUCAUCGGAACCCCUCAAAAACUUCAUAAAAUCCACGUUUCCGGACAGCAUAAUCUUUGACGACCACCAGGGCUACGUGCAUUUUCAAAUUCCAGACAACAACGUCGCCUUGGGCAGGGUAUUUGGUGAAAUGGAGCGCGCGAAAUCUCAGUUUAACAUUGAAGACUACUCAGUUCACCAAACAACUCUAGAACAAGUAUUCUUAAGCUUUACCAGACACCAGGAAGCACAAAGCGUGCAAGAGGAGAAAAAGAAAUGUUGUUGUUUUUGGCGUCUAGGUUGUUGGUUUAAAUUAUUUUCUUAUAUUUUUAAUUAAAAAAAAAUAAGAAAUUGCGUUUGUUUUAUUAAGGUGUGUGAAAACGUUACAUUCAAUCACAGAUAUUAUACUUUUCACACAGUGUGUGUGCGUGCGUGCGUGCGUUCUCGUUAUCUUUAAUAAAUCCCAGAUCUGUUUUAUUUAAUGCCAGCUGACAUUUUAUGACAUUUUGGAUGAAAGACAGGAAUAAAUCAAUCCUGACCGACAACCGAUACUUUAGCCACAAAUAUCAAAACAGAACCAUGCAAGAAUACGUAAUGGAGAAAUCUGUGUAUUAAAGUUUAAAGGAUUGUGGUAACCAUUCAUUUUUUUCCAUUUUUAUUGAGUAAAAUACCUAUGUACCUAAAUUUUUCUUGUUCUUUUAACGUACCGGACUUUUGUAAAAUUUAGAUGUUGUUUUUUUUAUUAAACAAAUUUUGAAUUUUUAAUAAACGUUUCAAAAUGUAUACAAGUGACAGAUGAAAAGAAUUCCAGUCAAAUAAGAAAAAAAUAUGAUAUAACUGCCACUUUUACCGAUGUAAAAAAAAAUACAUGACCUGAACGACUGUCAUUGUAUUUUAGCUCAAACGUUUGAAAUACUAGCAUUUGGGAUUGUAAAGACUAAAAAUGAAAACAAACCUUAAAAUUUAAUAUUUAUUGCCCGCUUCCUUGGGCAAUAUUGUAGCAGAUUUAGCUGACGCAAUGCAAUAAAACCAAAACACUGUGCAACUGUACUUUUGCUUUGGAUGUCGCACAGUUUACAGACAUCCAUUUGUAAUAUUGUUGGUAUAACUUCUGUGUACUGUCUAUUUAAGAUUAGUGUUUGAUGUAACUAUGUCUACAUAAAAUAAUUGUAUCGGUUUUUCAAAAAAAAAAAAAAUAACUAGAAGUCACUUUAUCAUUCUUUUAUUUGUAAUGUACUAUAAUAAUUUUUAAGUUUGUAAAUUGCGCAAACGGGUAAAGUCACCUAAAGCUACGAUACUCCAGAACAAGUUGGCAAGCAUUUUUUACUCACACAAAUUCCCAACAAACCCGGAGCUUUUAAAACCACACAUUCUUUUUUAAACAUUGUUGUUUCUUGCAACUUUUUGAUAACAUGUACUUCUAUAAUACCAAUAUGUAAUUUAUAGUGAGGUAGGGGGUAU